This is a messenger RNA of Punica granatum (pomegranate), 1476 nucleotides long. NCBI's taxonomy places the organism in Eukaryota, Viridiplantae, Streptophyta, Magnoliopsida, Myrtales, Lythraceae. The record is from RefSeq and is a predicted model, not a curated record.
AAUCAGAUGGUCCUGUCUGUCCGUUCGUUGUUCUUGUUGGUCGGUCUAGAUAUUAGAGGAGACUGGAACGGUGACGGCGAUGGAGACGGAGCAGCGGCCCUCCUCUCCCUCCCUGCCUCCCUCUCGCAUAUGCAGAAUUAGUUCGUCAGAGGCGCCCCGCCUGUAACUGCUCGGCCGGUGCACUGCUCCCGCUACCGUUCAAAAUUCACCUUCUCCUGCCCCCCGAGCCUGUCGAGUUGUCAUUUUCCGUGCCGUGUUGGCUUUACAAUUAAGUUGGUGCCCCACCUCGCAAGUCGCAAUCGCUCCGUUCCCUCUUCAACAUAAACCCUAGAAUGGUCGGCUCUGUCGAGCUUUUGGGUUGAGUUGAGUUGAGGCCUAGUUGUUUUCUUGUAUGAAUUUUGGUCAUGGCCGAGAUACACCGGCCGGAGUCGCAACAGAUGAACGGUGAGAGGGCAUUGGCGAGCGUUCCGUCAGAGAUUGGAUCCAAGCGGCAGCGCAGGCCCAGCGUCCGCCUGGGCGACAUAGGUGGAGACCCGCCCUAUGAUUCCCAUUUCCGGAGGUCCACCAAGCAGUGGAAGCCCCCAAAUUUCUCCCUCAAGGACUCUGGUAACCCCCAUAAAUCCUCCAAGACUCGUAAUCUCUUGCACCUAAACUCCCCUGGUGCUGAAACCCUAGAUGGGAUCGACAAUUUGGAUUCCUUUGCAAUGGGUAGCUGGAAGACCAAAGACUCAAAGAAGCGUGCCACCGCAAAGAAGGUCCGCACAAAUUGGGUUUCUAAGGUCACCGAUGAAGGUGGAGGUGGUGAACCUGAUGCCGAUGAUAUGUACAGCACUGGCGAAUAUCUCGACGAUGAUGGCUACCGUGAGUUUGACAUGGAGAACUCUGAGAGUCCUUUGAAGGAUCAGAGCCCGCUACAUUCUUCGGAGAAUUUGGCAGCCGAUAAUGAGAGGGAUUCUUCCCUGUAUAGGAGACCAUCCACCCGGGCCGGGAGUCGGAGUAGAGACCACCACAGCCACGACGGGAUCGAUAUUUCAGGGCCCUCUGACACUGAUGUCAGGGACAGGAAUGGACAGUGUCGAGAGGAUGGAGUCAAGAUUUGGCUGAAUGGGUUAGGACUUGGGAGGUAUGCACCUGUUUUUGAGAUUCACGAGGUUGAUGAUGAGGUCUUGCCCUUGUUGACAUUGGAGGAUUUGAAGGACAUGGGCAUUAAUGCAGUCGGUUCGAGGAGAAAAAUGUACUGUGCAAUUCAGAAGCUUGGAAAGGGAUUUUCCUGAGUCAAUAGUUAGUUCCCUAUUCUAAUACAUAUCAGCCGUGGCAUUUGGCUAUGUAAGAUUGCAUAACUGUCUCUGACCCGGUUUUUGCUUCUAGUAGAUCUUCUCUUGGUCCCUAAAUCCAGCUGGUAGUAGUUCCUUCCUUCCUGGUUUACAGUUUUCUUAUGGUAUUACUAAUCCAUUGCUUUUUACCCUUAAUAUAUAA